This is a messenger RNA of Knipowitschia caucasica, 387 nucleotides long. NCBI's taxonomy places the organism in Eukaryota, Metazoa, Chordata, Actinopteri, Gobiiformes, Gobiidae. The record is from the annotation of a GenBank genome assembly.
AUGUGUAUACUACUCUAUUCCAAAGUUGGAGAGGCAGUUGUGGUGUCUGACGUUGUCCAUGUGUGGCUGCAUUGUGGGGCCAAUGGCAGGGCAUCAGGCUUCGCAACAGUCAUGGAGCUGUACCUGGCACACAUUCUCUUACCCCUUGGACAACUGGAAGAGCCUCAUUCGUUGCGUGUCCGCUUACGAGCAAGCCUCAAGGAACGAUGCUCUUCAAACUUGGGGCAAUUAUUAAAUAUUUGUACAAAAAGUUGCUUGGCCCAUUAUCUGGCAGUUCUCAUCUCCCCCAAGGCUUACUGGUGGUUGUGCUUCUGUACAUGCUUUUACUUCGAUUGGACCCAGCGCUUCCAUCAUCGUUUAUAUGGAUUACAAAACUUCAUCAGAUGA